Pundamilia nyererei is the source of this 1181-nucleotide messenger RNA. RefSeq names its product patatin-like phospholipase domain-containing protein 7. NCBI's taxonomy places the organism in Eukaryota, Metazoa, Chordata, Actinopteri, Cichliformes, Cichlidae. The record is from RefSeq and is a predicted model, not a curated record. The transcript is spliced from 9 exons. Gene Ontology annotation, cellular component: endoplasmic reticulum. Gene Ontology annotation, biological process: lipid metabolic process. The annotation marks the transcript as partial. Gene Ontology annotation, molecular function: phosphatidylcholine lysophospholipase A1 activity.
AGCGUAUGUUGGAAGGAAGUGCAGUGCGUGCGCAGAAGCAGCUUGUGCUGUUGCACAGAGAAGAUGGUCCUGCACCCAAAGGAACCGUAGACUGGCUCAACAUGCGAAGCUGGAUUUCCAGACACCUCCAUCUUGCCUGUCCCCGAAGGGUCUUCUCCAAACGAAGCCAGCCCAAACUGUUGGAGCUGUAUCAGCGUGUGUUUGAGAAACCAGCAGAUCGCCAUUCUGACUUUUCCCGCCUGGCUCGUAUUCUUACAGGCAAUGCUAUUGCUCUUGUCCUGGGAGGAGGAGGGGCCAGGGGUUGUUCUCAAGUGGGUAUAAUGCGUGCACUAUGCGAAGCUGGCAUCCCCGUAGACCUAAUUGGCGGAACAUCAAUUGGCUCCCUGAUGGGCGCUCUAUAUGCAGAGGACCGUAGCCACAGUCGCUUGAGGAUAAGAGCUAGAGAAUGGGCUAUGGAAAUGACUUCAGUAUUUAGGAAGGUCUUGGAUUUGACAUAUCCAAUCACAUCCAUGUUUUCUGGUGCUUCCUUCAACUCUGGCAUCAACAACGUCUUCAAAAGCAAACAGAUUGAGGACCUUUGGAUCCCAUAUUUCAAUAUCACAACUGACAUCACUGCCUCUGCCAUGAGAGUACACACUGAUGGUUCUCUAUGGCGGUAUGUCCGUGCUAGCAUGUCUCUAUCGGGAUAUCUCCCUCCUCUGUGUGACCCGAAAGAUGGACACCUGCUGAUGGAUGGAGGCUAUAUCAACAACCUGCCUGCUGAUGUUGCGCGCUCCAUGGGGGCCAAAGUGGCAAUAGCUAUUGAUGUGGGCAGCCGGGAUGAAACCAAUCUCACUAAUUACGGCGACUCACUCUCAGGCUGGUGGCUGCUAUGGAAACGCCUUAACCCACUUGCUGAGAAAGUUAAGGUGCUAAACAUGGCAGAGAUUCAGACUCGGCUGGCCUAUGUGUGCUGUGUGAGACAGUUGGAGUCUGUGAAGAGCAGCGAUUACUGCGAGUAUAUCAGACCUCCAAUCGACAGAUACCGUACACUAGAGUUUGGCAAGUUUGAUGAAAUUGCUGAGGUGGGGUACCAGCAUGGCAAGACUGUGUUUGAUGUGUGGCGUCGUAGUGGUGUGGUGGAAAAAAUGCUGAAAGACAGACAUCAAGAAGAGUUCCACAACACGCAAAGCAGAAGCAAU